Molecule: messenger RNA, 1895 nt
Organism: Zophobas morio
Lineage: Eukaryota; Metazoa; Arthropoda; Insecta; Coleoptera; Tenebrionidae
Product: protein peste-like
Exons: 7
Coding region: 367-1836 (489 amino acids)
Cellular component (GO): membrane; cytoplasm
Molecular function (GO): scavenger receptor activity
Source: RefSeq, a predicted model, not a curated record
CUGUUUAAGUACGUGUUCUACAUGUUUGUUAUUUCACAACAUACAAAUAAAUAAGUAAACCAGAUAAUAGUGGCAAAUUUUUCGCAAUUAGAACAGAUUUCCAUUGUUUGAAAGGGAAUAAUAGAACUUUAUCAAUUCCAAAAACCACAAUGUUGAUUGCUAAAUAAUUGACAGGUGUUCACAGAUCCUAACUAUAUUUGCUGAUACGAAAUGAUUGAUUUAUCUAAACUGUUAGCACAGCAAUCACGAACAGUCCAUUCAUGACAGGUUGUGGGAAAAGAUUUCAGAAGUUGAUUCGAAAAAUCUGAUGGUCGAUGCUUUGAAAGUGGUGUACUUCACUCCGAACACAACAACCGCAAGGUGAAGAUGAAGCCAAAGAAACUGUGUUUAAUUUGUGUGUCCGUUUUGCUGAUAAUUUCUGGAUUUCUCAUCACUCUCCUUGCUCCAAUUGUCCUGACACACGUUAUUCGCACGCAAUUCGUACUCACACCUGAAUCAAAACUCGCGCAGUCAUGGGAAAGGGUUUCGAGUAUGAUGCCCAUGGACUUUUAUUUUUUCAACUGGACGAACCCACAAGAUAUCUACAACAGGAGCGUCAAACCGAGAUUUGAGCAGGUCGGACCUUAUCGUUUUAUGAUGGAUUUAAGGAAAACGAAUGUCACGUGGAAUGAGAAUGGAACGGUGACGUACAAACAACAGAAAUUUUGGCACUUUAGUGAAAAGGGGACGAACGGUAGUUUGCAGGAUAGAGUAACCACGCUGAACACACCUGCUUUGGGUGCUGCUCACGUCGCUCGCAACUGGAACUACAUAGUCCGCAAAGGCCUCUCUUUCUCGUUAAGCAGCAUUUCCGUAACUCACACCGUCGACGAACUCCUCUUCACUGGGUACCCAGACGCUCUAACCAAAAUGGCCGGAACUCUACCCUUCUUCGCAGACAAAAAUAUCCCAAAGUGGGACAGAUUCGGCUGGUUUUAUAUGAGAAACGGUUCAAGUGAUUUUGAAGGCAUCCUGAACAUGGAAACCGGAACAAACUCCCCUUUUGGAACACUCAACAGCUGGAACUACUGGACCAAGACUCGGUACUUUGAUGGCAACUGCGGAAAAGUUGAAGGGUCCAGCGGAGACAGGUUCGACGCCAGUGGAAACACCAUCAAAAUGUUCUUUUCGGAGUUGUGUCGCUUUCUGGAGUUGGAAUACGUUGGAGAAACUGAGGUGGACGGUAUAGUGGGAAAGAAAUAUGUUUUAGGAGGGCGUGCACUGGAUAAUGGUACUAAGUACCCGAGCAAUAAAUGUUUUUGUACUGGUGACUGCAUGCCUUCUGGUGUUUUCAAUGCAUCUAGUUGUCAAUUCGGAUCGCCUACUUUUAUGUCGUUGCCGCAUUUCUACAACGCAGAUCCGUACUAUACUAGUCUGGUUGAGGGUUUAGGACCACGACAGGACAAACAUGAAUUCUGUAUGGUCCUGGAGCCUAAAACGGGUGUCCCUCUGCUAGCAAAUGCUAAACUUCAGGUCAAUUUCUUGCUGCAUUCAGUAGACGCAAUUUCAUUAUACGAAGAUGUCCCUACUGUUUUUGUUCCGAUAAUAUGGUUCGACCAAAGGGCUACAAUUCCGAAAAAACAACUGCCGAUGUUUAAGCUGCUGCUAAAUGUACCGACCAUUAUGACAUCCAUUGGAGGUGUAUUGAUGGUCACAGGUAUCGUUUUACUGGUUGUGUUAAACUUUUACGUUAUAAAGAAGAAAAAGAAGAAAACAACUAUAAAUCAACCAGAAGUAUCUCCUUUAAACCCCCAAGAGAAAUGUGGAUUAGUCUCGAAGAAACAGCUGACAUCGUGAUAUGUAUUAUAAAUUAUUGAACUUGUUAAUUAGUAAUAUACUCAGUAAGUGAAAAAGUA